UUUUUCUCCGCUCCGCAAUCGGUAACACCAUGCGAGUCGGCAUAAAUUCGCCGGCAGCUGAGCAAGAUGUAUCCCGUGAGCUCGCAGAAAAGGUCCUGGACAUUCGCCAAUGAGGGCCAGCUCAUGGAGUUCCGCGUGGAGCAGAACAGCAAGUACAUCGAGUUGCACGAGGAGGAGGCGCAGGGUCGCGACCUCAAUGAGCACUUUCUCACGUCGGCGGAGGAGCGCCUGUUGCUGAAGCAGUACGAGAUCUACCUGUUCGACUUCUGCCGCCGCUUCGAACCGCCGAUGCCCAAGUGCGUGGUGGGCACGGCCUUCCACUACUUCAAGCGGUUCUAUCUGAACAACUCCCCCAUGGACUAUCACCCCAAGGAGAUUCUAGCCACAUGUGUGUUCGUUGCCUGCAAAGUGGAGGAGUUCAACGUGUCCAUCAACCAGUUCGUGAACAACAUCAAGGGCGACAGGAACAAGGCCACAGACAUAGUGUUGUCCAAUGAAUUACUGCUGAUUGGACAGCUCAACUACUACCUCACCAUACACAAUCCGUUCAGACCCAUCGAGGGCUUCCUGAUAGAUAUAAAAACUCGCAGCAAUAUGCAGAAUCCAGAUCGUCUGCGGCCACACAUUGAUAGUUUUAUCGAUUCCACAUACUACUCGGAUGCUUGUCUUCUGCAUACGCCUUCGCAAAUUGCAUUGGCUGCCGUCCUCCACGCGGCCAGCAGAGAGCAAGAGAAUCUCGAUAGUUAUGUGACGGAUCUUCUCUUUGUCUCCGCCAGAGAGAAGCUACCCGGACUCAUAGAUGCCGUGCGAAAAAUUCGCAUAAUGGUGAAGCAAUAUCAGCAGCCCGAUCGGGAAAAGGUCAAGGCCAUCGAGAAGAAGUUGGACAAGUGCCGAAAUCAAGCGAAUAACCCUGAUAGCGAACUCUAUAAGGAGCGCCUACGCCGAUUGUACACCGAUGAGGAUGACAUGCCCGCCGAAGAUGCCUCAUUCCACAUUGCAGAUGUGAGCUCGGACACAUCUGCUAUGAACAUCAGCCAAUAGACUUAUUUUAUUUAUUUAAAUGAUGGGAGGAUGUACUACUUCGUGGAUCGAUAUUAAAGCAUUUUGUAAUUUA
Molecule: messenger RNA, 1114 nt
Organism: Drosophila simulans
Lineage: Eukaryota; Metazoa; Arthropoda; Insecta; Diptera; Drosophilidae
Gene: CycH
Product: cyclin-H
Exons: 5
Coding region: 67-1041 (324 amino acids)
Biological process (GO): regulation of cyclin-dependent protein serine/threonine kinase activity; DNA-templated transcription; regulation of transcription by RNA polymerase II
Cellular component (GO): transcription factor TFIIK complex; nucleus
Molecular function (GO): cyclin-dependent protein serine/threonine kinase regulator activity
Source: RefSeq, a predicted model, not a curated record